AUGAUUCAAUUACCCCAUGUUGGCCCUGCCAACGACCCCGCACAUCUCUCCGACAAGGAUGCAGCGUUAGCAGUCGUGAGCGAUGUGGCCCAGGAGAUCGACCCGGUGGUUGGAAAAAGGGUGCUAAGGAAGAUCGACCGGUACUUCAUGCCAGCGAUGCUAAUUGGUUACGGCUUGGUCUACUAUGACAAGGCGAUUCUUGGCAGUGCUGCACUGUUCGGCAUGACAACCGACCUAUCAUUGAAAGUUACCGACUAUUCAACAUCUCCGCCUUCAGUUGAUACAUCACGUCUCAGUUGGGCCACAUCAAUUUUCUAUUUUGGAAUGUUGGUCGGGCUUUAUCCCAUGACAUUUGUGUUGCAAAGAUUCAAUAUUAGACACGUUCUCGGUCCUGUUGUUCUCCUGUGGGCAAUUGUUUGUGCGGCCACUGCUGGUGUCACGUCCUGGCAAGGAUUGUUCGUACAGCGGUUCUUCCUUGGUUUCAUCGAGAGUGUGAUCCCGACUAGUUUCAUGACCAUUGUCAGUGGCUACUAUACGCAGGAGGAGCAAGCUCUUCGGCAAGCCUGGUGGUUUUCAGGCACUGGCUGGUUCACCAUCAUCGGCGGUGCCAUGAACUAUGGCUUUGGUCAAAUCACCUCUGGGUCCUUAACCAGGUGGCAGUAUAUCUAUAUCCUUGCUGGAGCCCUGACAUUUCUGUUUGGCCUCUGGUGCUGCACCAUUCCCAACUCACCCGUCUCGGCCUGGUUCUUGACUCCAGAGGAGCGGAUGGUGGCUGUGGAGCGACUUCGAAAAGGUCAAACCGGUGUUCGAUGCCAGAAAAUCAAGUUUGAUCAGAUCAAAGAGUCAUUGACCGAUAUUAAAAUCUACCUAGUGGCUGUUAUGAUGGCUUCAGCGUACACAAUCAAUGGCGCCAUUUCUGGCUUUGGGCCUUUAAUCGUCUCAACCUUCGGAUACGACACCCUUGACUCCAUCUUAUUCCAAUUUCCCGUGGGUGGCAUUUGCGUUAUAUUCAUUCCGCUGUGCGGAUAUAUCUCCACUGUUGUCCCCAAUACGCGAAUCCCGAUGCUCAUUACUUGUUGUCUACCUGUUAUUGCCGGGUGUGUGAUGAUCUGGAAAUCACACUGGGGAUAUCAUCCCGCCGUUCCGGUCGUCGGUUACGCGCUGACUGGUUUCUUUGGGCCAGUCGUCAGCCUCAUCAUCACAGUUGGCGCAAGCAAUGUUGCGGGAGCCACUAAGAAGACAAUCAUGGCUGCCACGGUCUUCGUCGCCUAUACAGUCGGCAAUAUUAUUGGACCACAGCUUGUCAAGAGCAAUACCAAGGCCCAGCAUUAUCCAGAGCUAUGGACAGGCAUGGUGAUAUGCUAUUCUAUCACCAUCACUGCGGCCGUUGCCUUGUAUGUGGUCUUGUGGAGGGAAAACAAAGCUCGGGAGGCAAUCGAACUUGAUGAAGUGCAGCGUGACAAGACCGCUUUUGAUGAUCUCACUGACAAGCAGAAUCCGUUCUUCCGGUACGCUCUAUAA
Messenger RNA from Penicillium subrubescens, 1521 nucleotides. RefSeq names its product putative MFS transporter. Gene Ontology annotation, biological process: transmembrane transport. Bases 1 to 1521 code for a protein of 506 amino acids. Gene Ontology annotation, molecular function: transmembrane transporter activity. The transcript has 6 exons. Lineage: Eukaryota; Fungi; Ascomycota; Eurotiomycetes; Eurotiales; Aspergillaceae. The record is from RefSeq and is a predicted model, not a curated record. Gene Ontology annotation, cellular component: membrane.